AGUUUGUCCCUGCCAGAAUCCCCACCCUAAAUCAGCCAGUUUCCAAUACUAAUAGUUACUUUCCAAACUAUUCUCCUCAUCUUCAUUUUUCAUGUCUACUUUCUUGGGAUUACGAAAGACAGUUUUACUAGCUCUAUGCUGUUUGCAAGUAGCUCAAAGCUUGCCCGUAGAAAACGGUCACGCUGCCAGUCAACUCAAGGAUGGUAACUUGGACAUUGGAAAAGCUGUGAUUGACCCCCAGGAUGUUUCUGCUAGAUUGGAGACAAAUGGGCUCAAUAAGAUUGAUGAGAAAUCCACUGGAAUAAGCUCUUCUGGACAACAAUCAAAAAAUGAAACUGGUAGAUUGGCAAAAAUAGAAAAUUUAGAUACCCAGGGAAAUCAAGAAGAAAUUGAUGCCUGGAAAUCGGCCCAAGAAACAUUCCACAAAUACUUUGAAAAUAUCUACCCCUCUGGGUUAGAACCAACAUAUAGCUAUGCUGGUAUUCCAUAUGGAAAUUUUUACACAGCAGAAAGUCCCCAUUCUGGAUUUGUUCCCUCAAUAUCAGUUGCCAAACCACUUGAUCAGGAACAGGAAAAGAAUAUUUCAUACCAGGAUAUUUUAAAGUUAAAAAUUGAUGCAGUUACUCCCAAGACAUCAAAUCCAACUACUUCUAGGGAAUUGGCUGGAAGACUUUCACAUAUGAUGCACAGGAUUAAAUUGGAUUUGGAGGAUUGGAGAAACUUCUAUUCUUAUUUGCAUGAGGAACUGGCUGAAGAACUAAAGGAAGAAGGACUAGGGGUGGAUAAACUAGAAGCCAAGACAACAGAGGAAAACCCAGAAAAAUAA
This is a messenger RNA of Puccinia graminis f. sp. tritici CRL 75-36-700-3, 826 nucleotides long. RefSeq lists its product as uncharacterized. The record is from RefSeq and is a predicted model, not a curated record. The transcript has 7 exons. Bases 92 to 826 code for a protein of 244 amino acids. NCBI's taxonomy places the organism in Eukaryota, Fungi, Basidiomycota, Pucciniomycetes, Pucciniales, Pucciniaceae.